This is a messenger RNA of Neurospora tetraspora, 3129 nucleotides long. Its product is annotated as heterokaryon incompatibility protein-domain-containing protein. The record is from RefSeq and is a predicted model, not a curated record. Lineage: Eukaryota; Fungi; Ascomycota; Sordariomycetes; Sordariales; Sordariaceae. The coding region runs from base 337 to 2919 and encodes 860 amino acids. The transcript is spliced from 2 exons.
CCUUCUUUUAUCAUACAGUGUGAUUCAAACUUUCCAACUUCGAGUUACUAUCGUUCGGCAAUGUUAAGGUAUCAUCGGCUAAUUAGAUAACGCCAAAUGGUUCUGUUCUUUUGCGUGACUGCCUUGUCUGAGGUCAGCAGGAAAGAGGGGUUACCGCUACCUCUAUUGGUUGCCCUGCUUUGGGCUGCGCUUCGUCAACCCAAAUCUUCAUUCUCUUGAGGUUUUUGCUCUCUGCCUUCUUUCUCCGACAAAAGGUCUGGUAUGCCCCUCCUCACCCUUCGAUACAACUCCUUCAUGAGCGGGCGAUUUCACCGAGUUUCUUAACUUGAUCUUUGGAUGACCACGCCAGCUAUGGACUCGGCGGAGACAAGCCAUUACCCCUCUGCCCUUCCGGAAAUCAGCAAGCCGAACUCAGAAUCACCACGCCCUUCAGCUUUGCCACCAUAUUUCAGAUCGUAUGAAGCAUACAUCGAACAUUGCAUGGCUAAAAUCGGACCAGAAGGGGUCCCCGAAGCUGCGUUUGACCGCUUGUGUGCGAGUUGUGCGGCGGCGUUCAAGAAAAUAGCCGAAUCGUUUGUGGGGGGUGGCAGAUGGGAAAAAAGGUUUCCCUUUUGCAGCGUCAAUGAUUUUCUCAGAUCAGCUGCUGAAGGAAGCUGCCAUGUUUGUCAUUCCUUCAUGGCUGAAAGACUGAAAUGUAAUGUCCCCUCUCUUGGAGAUCUUCUUGGUCUUGAGAGCAGAGACUCGGGUGUCGACGCACAUGGGCAUGGGGAUGCGGCCUUAAAAAUUUAUGUAUAUUUGCAUGACGACUUUCCCCGUAGCGGUCAUCUGCAGGUCAGUAUUGUAGGGAGCCGAAUGGUCUUCGCUGGUUUUGCAAUUGAGGCCAGGGAUGAGAAUAGUAGUAGAGUCCGUGGUUUCCCAACUUCCCUCAAUACGGCAAGCGACGGAAGCUGGAAUCAAGCGCUCAAAUGGAUCAACAACUGCCUCUCGCACCCCCUCUGUAACCCAGUUCAGACAGCGAAUUUGCAGGAUAAACGGCCUGCCCGGCUGGUCGCAGUGGGGACCAUUGGAGAGACAUACGUGAGGAUUUGCGAAACGAGUCGAGAUGGUUGUACGAAAGAGCCAUACAUGACACUCAGUCACUGCUGGGGAAAGAAGGGAGUUCCGAUUCGGCUUUUGGAAGAAAAUUAUGCUGGGUUCUUGAACGGCAUUCAACUUGGCGAGCUACCAAACACGUUUCGAGAUGCCAUCGAACUGACUCGAAAAUUGGAGAUUCCCUACAUUUGGAUCGAUUCCCUCUGCAUCAUCCAGGACUCACCGGGAGAUAAGGAUUGGAUCCGGGAAUCAGCCAAAAUGCAAGAAAUCUACCGGAAUUCUUUUCUCAACCUGGCCGCUGCUGCCUCGUUCGAUUCCAACGGUGGUCUCUUCAACCGACGAUAUCCGCUCUCGGUAGUACCUUGGUCAGUACGAGUAGCAGAAAACGUUUACUUAACCAAAAAGUAUACCAGCGAAUAUCCCGGCAUUCGGGCUCAGAAGAAGCUCAUUCUCUACACCCGUGGAUGGGUACUUCAGGAACAACUCCUGGCACGGCGGACCCUUGUAUUUGGUCAAGAUGAACUACACUGGGAAUGCUCAACGUGUCAAGCGAGUGAAUCCUUCCCAGAUUCACAUGAAUAUUCCACGGAUGAGGUGCCAUAUAACAUAUUCCGGCCUGGCUGGGAGAACCUCCUCAAGGGCAAGCCAGUCGACUCAGACCGGCAAAAGGCAUGGAAUCGGCUGAUAAGCACAUACUCUAGGAGGUCUCUGACCAAACCUUCAGACAGGCUUAUGGCUAUUUCAGGCCUUGCAGAGCAUCUAAGCAGCAGAUGGAGUGGUAUAACGUAUCUUGCCGGACUGUGGUCAUAUCGCCUUAUCCAUGAGCUUUUGUGGCAUUGCGGGUCAUGCAGUCAGAGAAAUAUGGAGAUAGCCCCUUCAUGGUCUUGGGCUUCACUUCAAGAGCGUCAAUCGAUAGGGCCGUCCGGAAUAACGAUGUGUGAAGACUUGGGAUGGCUGGAUGUCUUGGCGGAGGUUCUGGAAGCUAAAGUAACACCAAAAGCAAGGACAAGCCCAUUUGGCCCUGUUGCUUGUGGGGGAAGCAUCAGGCUCCGGAGUCCUGUAAUUCGAGCUAGAAUUACUAUUGAGGACAAACGACAUCGCAGGUACAAUCUUGCACUCGAGGACAACUGCAACUUGGAUACGCUUAUACUCCAAGAUGUGGAUGUGAAAUGGGACGACAUCGACGACGCCAAGGCUGAUAUGAAAGAUGCGUACUUUGCACCAUUCGAGAUUCAAGCUUACGACAAACAUGACCUUGCGACGCUCCAUGGAUUGGUCCUCCUUAAGACAGCAGUCCACUUGCUUCCCUGCAAAACGCAGCUUCGAAGGGCUGGAUAUUUUACCAGAUACGAUGAUGGAGUUUCUUCUGACAAUGACUCUGAAAAUAGCUGUCAUGACGAUGGAUCCGACAGCGGUAGAGACGACGCUUCAGAUGAAAGCUUUCAGGGUGGGAUGGACAACAAUUCUGAAGACGCAUCUGUUACCUCAAGCAAGGAUCAUGAGUUGCGCUGGGAAAGAAGUUUCCGAAAGCGGAAGAAGCAAGGCCUGUUCCGAAAUUUCAACUCAUGGUUUGCUGAAAAGAUCGGGGAUGGACUGGAAGAGCGAAUGAAUUACUUGAAGAAAGACCCGUAUGUUAACGGCCCUCCGUUGAAUACUACUCUGGAGAAUCGUUAUCUCACAGAGCCCGGUAAGGAAUUCCUCCCUGAUUUUUCGAAGUUUUUUGAGGCUAUUGCCCGGGUAGCCCAGAACAACAAGGCAAACGGGACUCCCGACCCUGUACUCGGAAUGGGCGAAGGGAAUGGGUAUUAUACAUACGAAAUUGUGUGAAGGCUGAAGAGUUCAGGCGUUGUUAGUGUGUUUUCUUUUUCUUGUUCGUCUCCUUUUUAGUGAUCUAGUGGUGGAGAGGAUUAUAAUCCGUGAGGCAUCAUAGGCUUGUGCUUUCUCUCGCUGUUCUAAUCUCUUUAUAACAACGUCAUCGUCGCAAUGUACGGUCCAAUACAAAGUUGCCCACGAGAUUGAAUUAACUGGUUACCUCAU